Messenger RNA from Bombyx mori (domestic silkworm), 2507 nucleotides. Its product is annotated as zinc carboxypeptidase A 1. The transcript is spliced from 13 exons. Gene Ontology annotation, biological process: proteolysis. The record is from RefSeq and is a predicted model, not a curated record. Lineage: Eukaryota; Metazoa; Arthropoda; Insecta; Lepidoptera; Bombycidae. Gene Ontology annotation, molecular function: metallocarboxypeptidase activity; zinc ion binding. The coding region runs from base 34 to 2466 and encodes 810 amino acids.
AGUAUGGUUGUAGCAUAAUUACAGUAUACGAAAAUGAUUUUAAUUUUUUUCAUUUUAUUUCUGGCUGGUUCUUUUGUGGCAAGUGAAAAAUUCAAAUUCGAUAAUUAUACUCUUUACAAAAUAUUACCGAAGGAUAGUAGUGACUUUGUGAUUUUGCAAGAAUUGUACGAAAUUGAUAGAAGGUUCGAUUUCUGGGACGAUCCUAUUCCUACUGCUGAAUAUUUGAUUCCACCACAUGAUAAAAUAGACCUUGAAAAUAUUUUAAUUCAGAAUAAUGUGGCAUUUAUACCAACUAUACAGAAUAUACAAGAAGCUAUUGACCGACAGACAGUUAAAAAGUAUACACGCAAUAAUGUCCGAAGUAUGCAAUGGGAUGCGUAUUAUGAACUGGAAGAAAUAUACGCCUGGAUAGAUGAUUUAGCAAAAACAUAUCCAGAUAUUGUCACAACAGAAGUCGCUGGUACUUCAUAUGAAGGUCGAGAAAUUAAGGGAUUGAAAAUAUCCCAUGGGCCCGGUAGAAGGAUAGUGUUUAUCGAAAGCGGUAUUCAUGCUAGAGAAUGGAUCACUCCAGCUACAGUAUGCUAUAUCACCGCCCAGUUGCUUACUAGUAACGAUCCAGAGACAAGAGCAGCAGCAAGAGAUUUCGACUGGUAUAUAUUCCCUGUGACGAACCCAGAUGGGUAUGUUUGGACACACACUGAUUUUCGGCUGUGGCGCAAAAACAGAAAGCCAGUCGGUACAGAAUUCGGUAUUGACUUAAAUAGAAACUGGAACAGUAACUGGUUGGUUAAAGGCUCCAGUACUAACCCGUCUUCAAAUAACUACGCUGGUCUUGGACCAUUCUCGGAACCCGAGACCCGCACUCUUUCCACAUACAUAACGGCUAUCGGAAAUAAAAUUGAUAUAUACCUGUCUAUGCAUUCCUCUGGCCAGCUCUUAUUGGUACCUUUUGGUAACACAACUCAGCCUUUGGCAAAUUAUUAUGAUGUGGUGAAUAUUGGAAGGCGUGCGAUGGGAGCUUUAUCAGUGAGAUACGGUACAGAAUAUACAACAGGAAAUGUAGCUGAAGCCAUAUACCAUGCAACAGGAAGCAGCGCAGAUUGGGUCAAAGAGUUCCUUGACGUCCCCUUGGUCUACAUAUACGAGCUCCGUGACAGGGGAACUUUCGGUCAUCUCCUGCCUCCUGAUCAGAUCUUGCCCACCAGCGAAGAGACAAUGGACUCUAUAAUCGACCUCAUCCACCAAGCCAAGAGAUUCGGGUACAUGAACAACCUUCAGGAUAACGAUUUAAGAUUCGAUUUCUGGUCAAGUCCUGGUAUCAAAGCCGAAUUCGUGAAUAUCAUGAGCAAACCUGAGAACAAAAUUGAUUUGGAUAAUUUUCUAAAGAGCAAUGGAAUUAACUAUGAGAUUGUUAUGUCUAAUAUUCAAGAAGCUAUUGAUAAAGAGACAGUUAGCCCUUACACAAGAGGACGCACACCGAGCAUGCAAUUUGAUACUUACUACAAUUUAGAAGGAAUCAAUGCCUGGAUCAAUGAUUUAGUCCGAACUUAUUCGGAAGUGACGAAAUUAGUUGGAGGCGUCAGUUACGAGGGUCGAGAAAUCGAAGGUUUCAGAAUAUCUCACGGCAGCGGUAGAAAGAUUAUAUUCUUGGAAGGGGGCCUACAUGCCAGAGAAUGGAUAUCGCCAGCUACCGUCUGCUUCAUUGCUAAUGAGCUACUUACCAGUACUAAUCCAGAGACGAGAGCAGCUGCUCGUGAUUUUGACUGGUAUAUCUUUCCAGUGACCAAUCCUGAUGGCUAUGUAUGGAGUCAUACUAAUUUCCGUAUGUGGCGUAAGAACAGGCGUCCUAUCGGCAACUUCUUCGGUGUCGAUUUGAACAGAAAUUGGAACAGCAAUUGGCUCGUCAGUGGAGCCAGCACCAAUCCAGCUACUGACACCUACGCCGGUCCAGGACCGUUUUCUGAACCCGAGAGCAGAUCAUUAUCGACGUAUUUGAGGAGCCUUGGAGACAGAAUCGAUAUGUAUCUCUCUUUCCAUUCGUUUGGAGAACUUCUUCUGAUUCCGUUCGGCAACUCAACAGCUCCUUACGCCAAUUACCACGACGCAAUAAACAUCGGAAGACGCGCCAUGGGAGCUUUGUCUGUCAGAUUUGGAACUCUCUACAGGACCGGGAAUAUAGCUGAGGCGAUCUACCUCGCUACUGGAGGUAGCAUUGAUUGGGUUAAAGAGGACUUAAACGUUCCACUCGUGUACUGUUACGAGUCUCGCGAUAGAGGCCAAUACGGUUUCCUGCUGCCACCAGAGCAGAUUCUGCCCAAUAGUCAAGAAACAAUGGAUUCUGUACUGGAAUUAAUCCAUCAGGGCAGAAGAUUUGGGUACUUAAACAACAGCGGAAGAAUACUGUCUCCGCUACUUUGGGUGAUGAUCGUAGCAUUGGCCAAAUUGCUAUGGGUAUACAAAUUUUGAUUUAAGUUUUUAGCGUCGAAAUAAAUGACUAUUUAUUUGUU